Monodelphis domestica (gray short-tailed opossum) is the source of this 2997-nucleotide messenger RNA. RefSeq names its product tryptase-2-like. The record is from RefSeq and is a predicted model, not a curated record. Lineage: Eukaryota; Metazoa; Chordata; Mammalia; Didelphimorphia; Didelphidae. Gene Ontology annotation, biological process: proteolysis. Gene Ontology annotation, molecular function: serine-type endopeptidase activity.
UAGGCAAAUAACUCCUUAAUCUUCAUGUGCAUGUGCUAAGCACUGGAGCACAUAGAGUUAGGAUUAGGUUUAGGUAGAGCCCUUGUCCAUAUGGAGUUUCUGACCUAAAUAGACACAAAUAUAGUAAAAAAGAGUGCAACGUGAAGUCCUAGGUGUUAUUAAUGAUAUUGAUCUUGUUAUUCAUUAUUGAUAUAGAUAGGUGAUUAUAGGCUUGGACUGUUAGGGUCACCUGGUGGUAGAUGGUGGAUAAAGUUCCUGGACACAGUUUAAUCCAACACCUAUUUAUUAUUCACUAUCAGGAGAGGCAGGGAAAGGAUAAGGAGGUAGAAAUACAAUAGGAAAACUCUUAACCUAAAUCUAAGAUUUCUAAAUAUAUCCCAUGAAACUAAUCUGCGAAGAUUUGCUUCUUGUUCACCAAAGGUGGAGCUCCUUAAACUAUUGCACAACUGUCUACCUAAACCCCAAAUCUAUCUAUCUGACCUUAUUCUAAUAUAGAAACUUCAAUAUUAUUAACCUCCUUAAGAACUAUUUCAAAAUUCACAAGUUGUCUUCUCUAACUGACCAAUGUGGUAGUUAGAAAUCAAAUGGUUUCCUCUGACUUUUCCCAGCAGGGAGUCAGAGCUCACGCUGUUUAGUGAGAGCAAACAGUGUCCUCUACUUGGCAGCUGCUUUUCCCUUUCAGGAGAAUGACUCUCAAACCAAACAAAACUCUUCCCACCUUCAUAGAUGUUCUUGUAAGGUUUCAGAGUUAAGUUUAAUCAAAAUUACUAGCUGAUAGUAUUCAGAGAAAAGUUACCAACCACAUCUCCAAAAAGUCAGUUUCCAUAGAGUGGCCCAGAAUCCUCUGACAGUCUUCCCAGCAUCCCAAUCUUCCUUAAAGAAUGCAUGGUGAUUUUUUCCCUGGCCUUGCGUUUAAAGGGGACAGGGCAAAAAUCCUUGCUCUGGUCUACAUCUCUAUUUCUAAUUGUGCUAUAUAAUUAAUUAGUAACUAAUUAAGUCUUACAUAGCAGAACACAGGGGACUCCCUAAAACUCUUUGGACCAGUCCUGUUAGAUCACAGAUGUAGAGACUUUGAAGGCCCAUAGAGGCUUUGUUGUGAGAAGAUCAGAGGAGCCAGAAGGCAUUCCAGUAGGAAAGGAGAACAGAGGAAUUUGGCUGGGCAGUAAUUUGACCUCUCAGUAUGUGUUCCUGUUCUACUUGCUCUGACAACCUUGCUCACCUUUCAACCUUUAAAGGAGGGCUAACCCCUCAUUUGUGCUUCCCUCCCUUCCCCACUACUAGUCCUGGACUUAUAAAUAGUGUGUGGACUGAGGAGAGAACACUGAGCUGAAGAGCCUGGUCAUGAUGUUUUGCUUAUUACUCCUGACCGUUUCCCUCCUGGGGAGCUCAUUCCCUGUGAUUAAAAACAGGGCUGAGGCUAUCAUUGUUGGUGGUAUUGAAGCUGAGGAGGAAGAAUGGCCAUGGCAGGCUAGUCUGAGAAUCAUGAGACGUGGUUCCUGGAAACACCUCUGUGGGGCAUCUCUUAUCCACCCCAAUUGGAUCCUGACUGCUGGACAUUGCUUUGGCCUUCUUGGAACUGAUCCCUCAAACUACAUGAUCCAACUGAGGCAACAGAAUCUAUAUGAAGGGGACAACCUGCUGCCUCUGGAACAGAUCAUUGUCCACCCCUACUUUGCUGAUGUUCGCAGUGGCUUUGACCUCGCUCUGCUAAAGCUUGAGUCCCCUGCCCAGCUGACUGAAAAUAUCCAACCUGUCACACUCCCUUCAUCUUCACAGAUCUUCACCUCAGACAUGGAAUGCUGGGUGACUGGCUGGGGGAACAUUGAUUCUGGAGUGCAUCUGUACCCUCCCUACACCCUGAGAAAGGUUCAAGUUCCUGUGAUGGAUGCUCUUACCUGUGAUGAGGAAUAUCAUAUUGAUAGCCCAUUUGACUCAUCAGAGAGGAUAAUCCUAGAUAACAUGUUAUGUGCUGGGACAAUUUACAGAGACGCUUGUCAGGGUGAUUCUGGUGGCCCCCUGGUCUGUAAUGUCCAGGAUUUCUGGCUUCAAGCUGGCAUAGUGAGUUUUGGAGAAAACUGUGGUGCUCCUCAUAGGCCUGGAAUCUACACUAGUGUCCCAGCCUUUGUGGAUUGGAUCCAAUCACAAAUAAGUGCCCAAGAAGCUGUAUAGAACAGAGGUGAGAACCAUGGACUGAAUGUCACGACUCUUGGAUUCUAGUUCCUUGGUCUUCUUCAGUGGCAGCUAGGUGGUGCAGUGGAUAGAGAACUGAGUCUGGAGCCAAGAAAAUCUGAGUUCAAAUUUGGAGCUGCAUGACCCUGGGCAAAUCACCUAACAGCUGUCUGACUCAGUUUCCUCAAAUGUAACAUAAGGAUAAUGACAGCACCUACCUCAGAAGGUUGUUGUGAGGAUUAAAUGAGAGAAUAUUUAUGAAGUGCUUAAUUCAGUGCCUGGCACAUAGUAGAGGCUACGGAAAUGUUUAUUCCCUUCUCUUCUUUCCUUCUUCCACUGACUCUCUGAAUGACAAUCUCUGUCUGUCUGUCUGUCUGUCUGUCUGUCUGUCUGUCUGUCUGUCUGUCUCGAUAGGGAUAUUAGGGUUUUGAUGUUAAAAGAUCCCUCUAUUGCAAAUAUGAAUAAUUUGGAAAUAGGUUUUGAACAAUGAUACAUGUAUAACCCAGUGGAACUGCUUGUCAGCUUUGGGAGGGGGGAGGAAAGAGGGAGGGGAUCAUAAAUAAUGUAAUCAUGGAAAAUACUCUAAAUAAAAAUAAAAAAAUUAAAAAAAAGAAGUUGAGUAGGUUUAUUAGAUGGGAAGUUACAAGAAAUAAAAAUUUCAACUUCAUAGGAAAGGGAAAUAACUAAGAGUCAGAGCUGUCUUGUCAAGAAAUGGGCUGCUCUAUUAGGUGAUGAGUUUCCCACUUACAGUCCUAUAAAAGAGAUUAUUAUUGAUUUAAUUGGGAAGUAGAUGAGCUGAUUUUUCAAAAACAUCCCAGUCCAAGAUUU